CGAAAUCCUAGCUCCGCCUCUGCCCCGAACACACACAUAUAUAUUAUAGCAGGAAAUUAAAUGAGAGAUUUUUGUAUGGUUUAGGAAAUGCAAAAUGAUAUUGUAGUUGGGAAUUGAACCCAUGUGUGUACUUUAAGAGACAAGUCAAGCAUGGUUAUCAUUAGACCACAUGACUAUUACUUGAUAUAUUUAUAGAACAAGCUCUACUUAUAAAAUUUGUACUCAAUAUCCUUAAAUAGAUGUCUCCAAUCACUAUGCUUUUAUUAUAUCCUUUUUGCCACAUAUUUCUUUCUUAUCGGUGGAUAAGAGGAAUGAGUUUAUGGUUCAUUUGUUAGGUCCCAUAGCAAUGGUAGUUGCAGGAUGAGUAUCGUGCACUGAAUCCCACAGAUUCAAUGAUAUUCCAAAUACAUUAAACAUAGUACGAUAAAUUCAAACAAUCAGAAUAUAUAUAAGCAAACUUUAUAUAAUAUGAGAAACCUCUAGAGCUCGCCAACCUACACAACUAAUGAAUUAGCUGCUCAUUAGAUAGAAUCUAAAGAUUACAUAAGUCAAAUUGACGAGGUAUCUUAGAUACUGAAAGAACAACCAAAUAGGGAAAUGGCGCACAAGGCACCAUUAUAAUCGCCAAUUUACCCUUGACCCUACUGAUCACAUUCUCGAACCGAUGAGGUGCUUUGUCGGUGAAGUAACCCUUUGUAGGAAUUGCCUCACGAAUGGUGGCCGAGAGGGUUUAUCCUCUUCCAUAAGGUUUUCAUAGAUAUUUAGUAGGAGGAAAGUCUUCUGGCCAAAUCUCUUUAUCAUAUCUCUAGUUUAGCCUCUAAGGAAUAUUGUUGCAAAUUAAAUCAAGGUUGAUUUGGGUCCUCCGAAAAAUGCGUCCGAGCCAGAGAUGUGGUAGGCUAAAUGUGCUUCCAUUUUGUACACUUGGCUUCGAGAUCCGUUUUUUACUUUCAGUAGUCGGACCUUGAUGUGUCUAGCUCAUACAAGGUAUCGGCUAUGAUAUUUUGGAAUGAAAACGGAUGAAAAACUACCCAAAAGGAAUAAGUAGGAUAAAAGUAAUCCUAGGAACUACUAAACACACUUACGAUUCUUAAGCAAUCCCAAUGCAUCGUGAAAAAAUAAAGAUAGGGAAAAUAUAUAACCAUUUUAUAAAAUAUGGACAUAAAAUAUUAACUCAACAAGACUAUAUUAGUUCUAAUUCCGAAAGUUAAAAGGCUAGAGGAAGAAAAUGACUAUUGACCGAUCAAUUUAUGUUAUCUACAAAUUGAUCUCAGAAGUCCUAGCGAAUAUCUAAAUUAGGACUAUCACCCUAAUUUAGAUAUACUGAAGGCUAGUGUGGGUUACAUAUGGUGAAGCUUGAUGAGAGAUAAAGACUUGUUGCAAGAUGGUUUUAAGAUGGAGGGUUGGGAACAGGGAGCAAAUUAAGGUAUGGAAGGAUAAAUUACAUCCAAUUUUGGACCAUAUAUUCAAUUUCAAAGUACAGAUACAGAUAUAUGAGGUAUAAGAUUUAAUAAACAAGGAAAAAAGUUCAUGGGACAGGGGGGCUAUAAGCAUGUUGUUCUCGGAGGAAGACCAUAUAAAGAUUGAGAGAAUCCCUCUAUGUGAUCCGUGUACUAAAUGUUGGGUGAAGCUGUGUCCACUGGCGUCGUUCAUUUAAGGAAAGAAAGAAGCUCACCGAGCUCUAUCUAAAAGGGGAAGGCAUUGCUGGCUCGAGUGAUCAAAGGAAAUCAAGCAGGGGAUUGAUUCUUCAAAUCUGGAUGCAACGGGUGGGAAUGAUAAAUAUAUAUAGGAAGAGAGCUUUGAGAAGAAGUGACAUCCUUUUCGAGCGAUUUUCAAAAACAGAGACAAGAGUGUUGACUGAGUUUUGAAAGGAAAAGGAGGCUAGGCUGUCGGGGAGACAGGUUGAGUGAUUUGAGAUUUGAAUUCAGGCAGGGAGCUGAAUUCAGAUCAGGAAGUCUGAUCCAGUGACGGGGAGUCACCUCGAGAUUGAUUGUAAACUGUAAUCCGAAAUUCUACCAUCCAAGUGGAACGUAAAAUGACUCAAAUCAGAGUUCCUUUGACCGUGGAUUAGUCGGUACUGAAUUCAUCAGUACCGGAUACCACGUAAAAAUCGUGUCUGUGUUUUAAUUGUGUUUAUUGUGAUUCAUUAUAUUUCCAGAUUGGUUCUGAGUUCUUGUUACAGUGCAAAGCAGAGUCUUGUGCAGGACAAGGUCUGAUCGGUUUGCUCAAAGGAAGGAAAGGGAAACAGAGUCUUUGAAACACAACGUUUCAAGUAGUUAACUUGGGCCAACUACACUAUCAAUCGAAUAAGAAAGUUCCCAGCCCAACUCACUUCUGGGUUAGACUCAAACCACGUUGUCGUUUUGAUCACCACGAAAGGGGAGUCUUCUUAACCCUUCCAUCGAUUAAUCUUUCUGUUUAUCCCACUCUCUUCACUUGCUCUUGUCAAACCGAAAUUAGGGUUCUGCAGAAAUCUGGUCGAUCGAACAAAGAAGAGGGAACUAGCUACUGAGUCUCGCGCUCGACUCCACCAACACUAAAGACCAGAGAAUAUGGUAUCCUAAUAAGAAGGGUGAGUAUACAGUCAAAUCUGGAUAUGCGCUUUAUUGGAAAAGAGGGGGGUGUAAGUGCUAUAUAUGCAAAGAUUAUGGCCUAAGAUAUGGAAGUUAAGAUUUCAGCCAAAAAUUAAACAUUUUUUUUCUUCUGGAGGAUCAAUAUGAAUGCAUUACAUACGGGGAGUUAUAGGGGUGAAAGCUUGUCCCGGAAGACCCACUGACCCGUCCCGACCCGUCUCGUCCCUAAGGGUCGGGACGGGUCAGUUUGUCUAUAGGGACAGAUUAGGGACGAGUCAUUUGUUGGCCCUGCAAGGGUCGGGACAACUUAGCGACGGGUCACGUUUUGACCCUGUGACCCUUAGCAACAACAAAUUUGUAAAGUUUUAAAAGUUUAGGUACUAAUUUGUAAAAAUAAAAAAAUUUGGGUACCAAAACGUAAUUUUACCAUCAAAAUUUAUAUUUAUGGACUUAUUUGUAAAAAAUAAGAUUUAGGUACUAAAUUGUAAGAAAAAAUAAUUUUGUGUACCAAAACGUAAUUUGUAAAAAAGUAGUGUGUUGAUUAGGGUCGACCCACUGACCCGGCCCGUCCCGUCCCGUCCCAACCCUUGAGGGUCAGACAGGGUCAAGAAGGAGACAGGGACGGGACGGUUAUACAUCUUGACCCUUCAGGGACGGGUCAGACAGGGACAGGGACGGGACAUGCAAAUUUUCAGCCCUAGGGAGUUAGAUGGUUGAUAACUCAAGAAAGGCAGGACCCUAAUGAUGUGGCACAUGGGUCUACCCGGUGUUAUGGGAUGGAAGGCCUCUUGUAGGUUUGAUAAAGAUGCUAUCCAAAGAUUGUCAAACGGCAUCAUGAUUUCAUGUGAUCUUUUUUAGUAUCAUAAUAAAGCUCACACAAGUUCGGGGUUCCCAUAAAAAAAGUUGUACUACCUGGGGUGGACAAUGGGCGGGUUGGGUGGGUUCUGGUUUUAAAUUGACCCACCCUCUUACUAGCGAGUUGGUAUAAUUGUGAUCCGCUAUCUAUCUGCAUUCUUCUACGGAUGGGUGCGAUUGGGUUGUGGGUUAACCCGCAACUUAAGAAAGUUUACUAACAAUUAUCAUAAGUUUUUUUUUUAAUUUGUAAGAUUGUAUCAUUACACCUCCCACUUUGUCUCAAGUGAAUCCACGUAGUAUUUCUAUCAAAAUGUUCAAUACUCUAUCAACCAAUUAUGUAAAGAAAUUGACAAAUCUGAUGCAUUUUGCGACUUUGAUAAAAUUAAUACUUUAUAGUUUGCAUUUAAUAUCUAAUUGAUACAAUACCGAAUAAUAGUAGUCCAAAAUAUUCUUCAUUCUCCAGUUUUAGCAGUAGAUGGUCAGUGUGUAGUAUAGUUGGGAAAUGUGAUGAAUAUUCGAUACCAUAAGAAACAACAUUUUGUCAUGUGAAAAUAUAGUGCGGGUCAUUCGGGUGACCCGCAAUCUACCCACCACCCACUCACAAAAGUGCAGGUAUGAAAUUUAUCAAUCCAUAAUGUACCCACAUGAAUCACACACUACUUGCGGUUCCGGUUAUUUGCAGGUGGAUCGCUAUCAACCCGCAGAUAAACCACCCACGUGCUUACCCCUAGCCCUAGUACUUGGGCGUUGGGCCGUGCUUGUGCCUGCACGACACGGGCACGCUUCAAGCCCAUUUAUUUUGUGUCGUGCUUGGCACGGCCCGUCAGUUUUCGUGUCGUGCCGUGCAAGCCCAUUUAUUAACAUUGCUAGGCCUUGCAAGCCCGUGCACGGUUCAAAUCGUGUCGUGACUAUUCGUGUUCGUGUCGUGCCCGUAUUCAUGUUUAAUGAAAAGUAAGAUAAUAAAAGAGAAAAUGAAAAAGAAGGAGAAAAUUGGGUGGAGAAAGAUAAUAUUAACCGAGAAUGUUUGAGAAAACUGAAAAGUACAAAUAAUAUGAAAUAGAAAAUUGGAAUUAUAGCGGGUGUGAUUUGGUUUUAUUUAAUUCUUUAUCCGUUUUUACUUAAGGUAGUAAUUAGUAUAUAUCUUUAAGACACUUCUAAAAACAACAAAUAAUUAUUUUUUUACUUGUAUUUUGUAAUAUUUGAACCUAUAGUUCUUUCUAUAUUUGUUUUCUAUCAAAUAAAUAUUAUUUUCGUGGAAUGUCUGUUCUGAUACUUAAUAAAGUCUCGAAAACAUU
Molecule: messenger RNA, 4720 nt
Organism: Linum trigynum
Lineage: Eukaryota; Viridiplantae; Streptophyta; Magnoliopsida; Malpighiales; Linaceae
Source: the annotation of a GenBank genome assembly